GUACAACAUUGAAAACAAUUCUUAUGAAACUUUAAUGAGAGGAAGCAGAUGAACACCAGGAGUGCUUAGCCGUUAAUUUUAGCAAUUAAAUAUAAACGAUGCGACAUGAAAGUCAGUAACAUCCCAGUUAACCUACACUCACAGCGGGAGCACGGGAAUGUGCAUAUUUCAUAACUCUUUGAGCUUCAACCCAAGAAAGGUCAAACACGGUUUAAUAUUUUAUUCCUUUUCAGUUUGUGUUGUGAAGAUAGACAGUGUCCACAGAGCUGACGUGAAAGCCCCAAAAAAUAUGUCUGAGUGGCGCUCCUCAGCAUGCAGCCAACACUGGGACUGUGUUCUUCUUCCACAGCCAGAGGGGAUGCAGGCAGUUCAGAACAGUAGUCCAUAACCCUGAGGCUAACUGAGGGAGGUGUACAGUCCCCAGUGGUCCCUGACGUAGAGGCUGGAGUCUCUCCUAAGUGCUCUGCAGGGUCAAAGCGUAUGUUGUGGUUUUUAUGCCUGCGGUGAGCCAAACCAGGGUCAAGACUUGGGAGACCUGAAGGAGUGAAGAGCAUGGAGAUGGGUCCACCUGAAGCCUUUUGGGUGUUGCAGCUGCUGUUUAUUGUCUGCUCAUGUAAGGGUUUGUACCCGGGAUCAGAGGACGGCUGGCAGGUGUACAGCACAGCUUCAGAUCCUGACGGCAGGUGUGUUUGCACGGUGGUCGCUCCGGCACGAAACCUCUGCAAACGAGACCCUCGGAGUCGACAACUACGCCUGCUGACUGAACAGGUUCAGAAUGUGAGUCAGUCCAUGGAGGUGGUAGACCUGCGGACAUCCAGAGACCUGCAGUAUGUCCGAGACUCUGAGCCGCUGCUGAGAGGAGUGGACGGACGUUUACACACUUAUGUCGCCAACCCCCGCACUCUGACGGCAAAGGGCCUGCAGGAGUUAAAGGGCCAGAUGUCUCAGCUACGACCCCUUCUGUCAGUGGUGGAGCAGUACAGAUUGGACCUGCAGACGCUUGCCACCCUGCGACUGGAGCUCUACAACCUGUCAAUCAUCCUGACAGCCAUUCAGGAAGAGAUCGGAGCGUACGACUACGAGGAGCUUCAGCAGAGGGUGUUACUGCUGGAGACCAGGCUACACAGCUGCAUGAACAAACUCGGUUGUGGUCGUCUGACUGCAGUUAGUAUCCCAAUCACCGUGAGAGCCUCGGGGUCCCGUUUUGGCUCCUGGAUGACUGACGCCAUGAUUCCCAGCUCUGACAGCAGGGUGUGGUCGAUGGACGGCUACUAUAAGGGCAGGCGUGUGCUGGAGUACAGAACCAUGGGGGAUUUCACAAAGGGGCAGAACUUUGUGCAGCAUCUGUUGCCUCACCCCUGGGCAGGAACCGGCCAUGUGGUGUACAACGGGUCACUCUACUACAACAAACACCAGAGCAACAUCCUGAUUCAGUACCACUUCCGCUCCCGCAGUGUGUUGCUCCAGCGCAGCCUGAGUGGAGCCGGAUACAACAACACCUUCCCCUACAGCUGGGGAGGAUCCUCUGACAUCGACCUCAUGGCUGACGAGAUGGGACUCUGGGCCGUCUACACCUCCAUCCCAAACGCUGGAAACAUUAUGGUGAGUCGUCUGGACUCUCGCUCGCUGGAAGUCCUCCGGAGCUGGGACACGGGGUUUCCUAAGCGCAGCGCAGGUGAGGCCUUUAUGAUCUGCGGCACCCUGUAUGUCACCAACUCCCACCUGGCCGGGGCCAAGGUGCACUUUGCCUACCACACCAACUCCUCCACGUACGAGUACACAGACAUCCCCUUCCAUAACCAGUACUCCCACAUCAGCAUGAUGGACUACAACCCCAGAGAGAGAGCGCUGUACGCCUGGAACAACGGACACCAGGUGCUCUACAACGUCACACUGUUUCACGUCAUUAGGAGUGACGGAUAGAUCGACAUGUAAGAAAUGGUAAAACAAGAGAGAGAGAGAGAGAGGGAGGCGAUGAGUCGUUAAAGGGUAAUGCAACUUACAACACACACAUGCACACACACUCAAUGGACAUUUACGUCAACAGGACAAUGAGUCCCGUCUGUGUUUGAGCUCGAAGGACUUCUAGACUGCCAGAACUCACGGCGCUAAUAACUAGACACAGAACACAGUUGUCAAAGGUCACGGACAAAGUUCUCAUGACAGCGAAGAAGAAAACGAUCUGCUUCUGCUGCAGGGACGCUGAUGGAUAGAAGUCGGACAGUUUUGAGUUCAUCCGUAUUCUGUUGCGUUUCAUUCCACUUGUGUCUCAAGAAGUGAAGUUGAGGUUGAAUCAUAAAAAAAAAGGAAAAAAAAUGCAACUUGUGAACUGAAUUUCAACUCUCUUCAGAACUUGAGCUCUGACGACGGACCUGAUG
This is a messenger RNA of Cottoperca gobio, 2378 nucleotides long. RefSeq names its product noelin-2-like. NCBI's taxonomy places the organism in Eukaryota, Metazoa, Chordata, Actinopteri, Perciformes, Bovichtidae. The transcript has 9 exons. Gene Ontology annotation, biological process: signal transduction. The record is from RefSeq and is a predicted model, not a curated record. The coding region runs from base 553 to 1923 and encodes 456 amino acids.